UCUAGUUGUUUGAUAGCCGGCAAUGUUAAAUGUAAUGGAAUUUCUGGUGCGCAUUAAACAAAUGAUUUAAACAUACAUUCGCUUAUAUAUAAAUAUAUUGACUUGGCUACUGUUGAUAUACAUUAAAUUGUUUAUGUUUUAAACUCAAUGUCACUGAAUGAGUAUAACAAAAGGCGUGGACUGUGGAUCUUAAAGAAUGUGUACCUGGCGCUAUCCCGAAGUUUUCCUGGUGUACAUACAAUACAUACAUACAAAAUCAAUGAAGGAACCCAAAACAUAAUUAGGAUUUUUACUGAAAAAUGUGGCUGAAUACACUAACGUCUAACCAAAAUAAGGUGGAUUGAACUUAGCAUCUAUUCUUAUUUCAUCACUUUCGAAUAACAGGAUCUGGAACAUUAAAAACGAGAAGUAGAGUCUAAGUCGUUUUAAAGGUUUUGAACGAUAUUAAUAUAAAAAUGAAUCCUGUACAUCAACUUAUGGCUGAACAACAGCCAAAAGUUCAUCAUACAUCAUCUAUUGUGCCAAUAUCCUUAUCAGAGGAUCCACGAACAUUGCAAUUGGCAUUGGAAUUAUCAUUGGUGGGCUUAAAUGACAAUCAGGCAUGCUAUGUCCAACAGCAGUCUGUUCAACCUUUGGCUUCUGUACAAAGUGACUACGAAAUGGCCAAUAUAAAUUCGAAAACGGAUAAUAGUAAUAUGGCUUUAACAUCGUCAUCUAGCAGCUGCUUUUUAUUGCCCACAGUAACGGGAACCGGUACCGGUAUGGUACCUCUAGAAGAUCGUUCCAAGAAAUCACAAAACAUGACUGAAUGUGUUCCAGUGCCCAGUUCAGAGCAUGUGGCCGAAAUAGUCGGUAGGCAAGGUUGCAAAAUAAAGGCGUUAAGGGCUAAAACUAACACAUAUAUUAAGACGCCAGUUCGCGGCGAGGAACCAGUAUUCGUAGUGACCGGUCGCAAGGAGGACGUAAGUAAGGCGAAGCGUGAAAUACUCUCAGCUGCUGAUCAUUUCAGCUUAAUACGCGCAUCAAGGAAGCCUUUGACAACAGAUGCCCAUACAAGCAGCGGAGGCGGCGGAGUUGCAGUUGGCGGAUGUGUGAAUGGGUCCGGUUCCGGUUCCUCUUCCAGUUCCGGUAUCGGUGCUGUACCUCGCCUCCAAUCCGGUCCACCGUGCUUGCCCGGCCAGAUAACGAUACAGGUACGUGUACCUUACAGAGUAGUGGGUCUUGUUGUUGGCCCCAAAGGUGCCACAAUAAAGCACAUUCAACAAGAGACUCAGACUUACAUAGUGACACCAUCACGGGAAAAGGAACCGAUCUUCGAAGUAACCGGCUUGCCAGAUAAUGUCAAUUCGGCGCGAAAGCAGAUCGAAGCACACAUUGCCCUCCGGACUGGUGUCGGAUUAGGAACGGGAACCGGAUCUAGUUCAUAUCCAGUGUUGGGUAGUGAAUCGUCAUCGGCCGCGGAAUCGAAUAGUUUUAUCAAUUCGAAUACUAUGAACUCAUUAACACAAAUAUUAAACGAUGAUUUAAAUACCGAACUAUUAACAUCCAUAUACAAGAACGUACAUCAGGAUUAUGCACACAAUUCAAUUCAUCAAAUGAAGCCAAUAAUUCAAAACUAUCAACUCAACGAUUGCUACAAGAAACAAGAGGAUAUUUCGGAUACUGAACUAAUGUCGCCUACACUAACGGCUUCGGGAAUUUCAGCUGGGAAACAUAAUCAGCUAAUGGGAAAUGAAACAAAGGCUGAAAACUGUGUAUUUCGGAAUACAAGUAAAGCCUUGCCUACUUCAAUAUUAGCUACAUCCACAUCAAAUCAUGCAAACCCCAAUACGAACAACAUACUAACCAGGUCGUGUUCGUCAGCAUCAUCGACAACUUCUACAAAAAGUACUAAUAACAGUACAAAUGCCAAUACGCCACCAGAGAUUUUAAAUAUAUGGAAAAAUCUAAAUGAUUCUAUUGAUGUGGAUGAGGGAAUCGGAGACUCGCCAAGCAUUUGGAGUCAGUCGGCGAAUAUCGUAUUAUCCACAGAUCAUCAUCACCAGUGUUCACCCGCAAACUCUGUAAGUCCCACAGAUUCACUCUUAGAGCAGCAAACAAUUGUACAUCAUACAUUAAGGGAACCGAACCAGCAGCAAAAAACACAAGCCCAGGCACAAGCUCAAGCACAAGCACAGGUUGCCAUUCAACCAGUGCAAUCGGGCAGCACCGACAAGUUUGUAAUACAUCGCGAGUGCUGUGUGUGCAAUGAGAAUCAAGUGACUACUGCUUUAGUGCCCUGCGGUCACAAUAUGUUCUGCAUGGAAUGUGCUAAUCAAAUUUGUGCUUCCUUGGAAGCAGUCUGCCCCAUUUGUAAUUCAAUAGUUUAUCAUGCAAUGCGUAUAUUGGGCUAACUUUUCAAUUCAAAGAAAUUAAAUAUAGAUAUGUAGGUGUUAUCAAGAGCUACAGGAAUGGAAAAUGAUAUUUUUAACUUGAGAGCUGUGGAAACAUCGAUAUCUAGAGGCAGAGUAAUAUCGAUGCGAACAUCGGUAUAUUGAUGUUUUUAAAAAUUUUUGUAAACGAUAAUCAUUAGAUGCUUAGAUCAUUUUGUUUAAUAAAGUUAAAAUUUCGGUUUAUCUUUAUAUGAAACAUAAAUUUUGUAUAUAUUUGUUUUUAACUUAAAAUUUGCUACGAAAAUACGUAGACAUUGUUUACAGUUUAUUUUAAUGCGAAAUAAAAUUGUUUCUAAUUUUUUGGAAACAUCGAUGUUUUAUCGAUAGUAUCGAUAGUACGCCCAAUGUUUUUACAGUUCUAAAAAUAAUCCAUUAACCGGCUUUGAUGCGAAUAUAUAACAUACUGUUGAAAUUGCUUUUUGAAAUUUCUCUAAAAGGUUAGGUUAGGCUAGGUUAACCUAUAUAUAAAUAUUUUUUUAUUUUUCUUCGUUUUAUGUGUUAGGAUUUUUUUUUUUUUUUUUUGCAAAAGUUGCAUAUAUGCACACAUAUUUAAUGGUGUUUCAAAUUUGAAGUAUAUUAAUUACUUUCCAUUAUCUAUUGAUAAUGGAAGCAAUAGUAUUCUACGUUAGUGCCAACAGAAAAUGAUGUAACAGACAGAAGGGGGCAUUUCAGCCACUACAAAUCAUGAAACGCCGUUACUAAGGUGUAAUAUUAAUCUUUAGUUUCUGCUCGUUUUAUUUUUUCUUUUAAGUAAAAGCGGUUAAUAAACAUGUGAGUUAUAAGACGAUAAAGUUUCUGCGUAUGUUGAAUUUCUUCAACUUCUACCAAUACGUGUUGCUCAGACAUGAAUAAUCCUUGGUCAGUAUAUUAAGAGGUUACACCACUCUAAAUAUUUGUUUUUUUGAUUAGAAUUUUGGUUUUUUAUUUUUCUAAAAAUGUUUUAAGCGUAAAAUUUCCCAAUUCAGACUGCUUUUAAAGUUUUAUUAGUUUAAGGGCUUCUCCUACAGUGUUUCUUUUUUAAGCAUUGUACUAAGAUAAGAAAAACCCGCUGUAAAAAUUCUUCUACCAGCAAAACUCCAUAUGAAAAAACGCAGCGAAGAGAGAAAUAAGAAUAACUUUCUCAUCGCUAGUUUUCUCGGGUACUGACAUACGAUACAUGUUGCGAGCGAAAAAUGUAGUGAUCAAACUAUAUAAAUGUUGCGAGCAACAUAACUAAACAGCUGUGAUUUUGUUCCCGCGAAGAAAAAGUGGCUUUGAUAAAUGCAGUCUUUAAUAUGGUAUUUGACCAACAAAGGGCAUUUUAAUUCACUUCAAUUCGGUGUCACAUUUUUCAUACAGUUUCUUUAAUUUCUUUGGUCUGACUGGUUCCCGAGCAAAAUGUAUAGCAAUUACGCAUUUUUAUUUUUAAUUUGAAUUUUGAGCACAUCUUAAGUUAAUUUAUAUUAAAUGAAAAAUUUGUUAACAAGUUUACUAGGCAAUUUUCAAUUUACAAAAUAACUUUUUUGUUUUUGCAAGAACAUAUGUAUGUAUCAGAAAUCGGCACCGGUGCCUGAUGGAAGCACCACAAGUAUACUUGCUUAAAAUGCAGUGCAGAUGUUACCAACAAUACAGAAUAUGCUUUUGCGAUAUUUUACCACCACAAUGUUUGUGAGUGGGGCACAGAAAACGUACAAAAAUAUUCGGUGCAAAAGGCUUACUCAAAAAUGUACUCUGUUGCUUUUAUGCGCAACAUUCUCAAUUUAAAAGUUUUGUGAGGAACGUUUGGGAUUUUUAAAAAAAGUGAAACUCGUGUUCCCACACUCCGUCAAAGCG
Molecule: messenger RNA, 4244 nt
Organism: Drosophila kikkawai
Lineage: Eukaryota; Metazoa; Arthropoda; Insecta; Diptera; Drosophilidae
Product: RNA-binding protein MEX3B
Molecular function (GO): RNA binding
Source: RefSeq, a predicted model, not a curated record